This is a messenger RNA of Capsella rubella, 2653 nucleotides long. RefSeq names its product MACPF domain-containing protein At4g24290. Gene Ontology annotation, cellular component: plasma membrane. NCBI's taxonomy places the organism in Eukaryota, Viridiplantae, Streptophyta, Magnoliopsida, Brassicales, Brassicaceae. The coding region runs from base 427 to 2247 and encodes 606 amino acids. Gene Ontology annotation, biological process: regulation of salicylic acid mediated signaling pathway; plant-type hypersensitive response. The record is from RefSeq and is a predicted model, not a curated record. The transcript is spliced from 8 exons.
CUUGAGCCUUUUUUUUUUUUUUUUUUUUUUAAUAAUAAUAUUCUAUCACCUCUCUCACCUGUUUAGUGUUUAAUCUACCCUCUCACCUUCGUAAUCACUUUUGUUUAACAAAGCUUUUUUUUUUUACACCAAAAAACCUAAUUUACUGAUCCUCGAUUGAGUUGAGAGGCUUCUCUUCUUCUUCUUCUUCCUCUUUACAAUCAUUUGCUGCAAAAUCUAUCCAAUCCCUUAAUCGUCUCUCGAUUUAAGAUUCUUCUCAGCACUCGUCUAGAUCGUUGAUUCUCCAGCUCGGUUUUGCGAUUCCCUUGAAGACAUAUGCUUGAUUGAAAAACAAACAAAAAAAACCAAAGCAGCUUUGAUUGUUCUACUUGUGUGUUCCUUCUAGAGGAUAAUACUAGUAUUUGGAAGCCUUUGCAGUGAAGAAACAUGGCACUUCGGCUACCAGCUUCUAAAGCAGCUGAAGUUGCGAUUGGAUCCAUUGGCUGCGGUUAUGAUCUAGCUAUUGAUGUGCGGUUGAAGUAUUGCAAAGGAGGCUCCAAAGAUUCUAGAUUGCUUGAUAUUAAUGAAGGUGAUGACAAUUGCGAGAUUGUUUUACCUGGUGGUAUCUCCAUCCCUAAUGUUUCUAAGUCUAUCAAAUGCGAUAAAGGCGAGCGUAUGCGCUUUAGGUCUGAUAUUCUUCCUUUCCAACAGAUGGCAGAGCAGUUCAACCAAGAGCUAUCUUUGGCUGGUAAAAUCCCCUCGGGUCUCUUCAAUGCAAUGUUUGAAUUCUCGAGCUGUUGGCAGAAAGAUGCAGCCUUUACCAAAAACCUCGCUUUUGAUGGGAUAUUCAUCUCAUUGUACACGGUUGCUUUGGACAAAUCUCAAAUGUUACUCCGUGAGCAUGUUAAGCAGGCUGUCCCAUCAACAUGGGACCCUGCUGCAUUGGCAAGGUUUAUAGAUAUUUAUGGGACGCAUAUAAUUGUUGGUGUUAAGAUGGGAGGUAAAGAUGUAAUUUAUGCGAAACAACAGCAUGCCUCAAAACUUCAACCUGAGGAUCUGCAGAAAAGGUUAAAAGAGGUGGCAGAUAAGAGGUUCGUGGAAGCUAGUGGAGUGCAUAAUAUGGCUUCAGACAAAACAAAUGCAACUAAUAAGGUGGAAACAAAGGAGCAACGCCUGAGAUUUGCAGAUACCAGUUCCUUGGGUUCUUAUACAAAUAAGGAGGAUAUUGUCUUCAUGUGCAAAAGGCGGGGUGGAAAUGAUAAUAGAACUCUAUUGCAUAAUGAAUGGCUACAAACAGUUCAGAUGGAGCCUGAUGUUAUCUCAAUGUCCUUUAUUCCAAUUACGUCUUUGCUUAAUGGAGUUCCCGGAAGUGGAUUCUUAAGCCAUGCCAUAAAUCUAUAUCUAAGAUAUAAGCCUCCCAUUGAAGAGCUACAUCAGUUUCUAGAGUUUCAGCUACCGAGGCAGUGGGCACCAGUGUUUAGUGAACUUCCUCUUGGUCCGCAACGGAAGCAACAAAGUUGUGCGUCUCUGCAAUUCAGUUUCUUCGGACCUAAGUUAUAUGUGAAUACUACUCCGGUUGAUGUUGGUAAGAGGCCAAUCACUGGCAUGCGGCUCUACCUAGAGGGUAGAAGAAGCAACCGUUUGGCAAUUCAUUUGCAGCACCUUUCUUCUCUUCCCAAGAUAUAUCAGCUCGAAGACGAUCCAAAUAGAAGUAUGCGACAAGAGUCUCAUUAUCGUCGAUACUUUGAGAAAGUAAACUGGAAGAACUACUCUCACGUCUGCACAGCACCCGUUGAAUCAGAAGAUGAUCUAUCAGUAGUAACAGGUGCGCAGCUCCAUGUAGAGAGUCAUGGGUUCAAGAAUGUGCUGUUCUUGCGCCUUUGUUUCUCAAGAGUUGUGGGAGCGACACUUGUAAAGAAUUCUGAAUGGGAUGAAGCGGUAGGCUUUGCUCCAAAGUCAGGACUCAUCUCAACGCUAAUAAGCCAUCACUUCACUGCAGCUCAGAAACCACCACCACGACCUGCAGAUGUGAAUAUAAACUCGGCUAUCUAUCCUGGCGGACCACCUGUACCCACUCAAGCACCCAAACUUUUGAAAUUUGUGGAUACAAGUGAGAUGACAAGAGGACCACAAGAAUCACCCGGGUAUUGGGUUGUAUCUGGUGCAAGGUUACUGGUGGAGAAAGGCAAGAUCUCAUUGAAGGUAAAGUAUUCACUGUUGACUGCGAUAUUGGAAGAUGAAGUGAUUGAGGAACCCUAUGAAAGUUGAGAGAAAAUGUGGUUACGAGGAUGGCAGAAAAUAGGAUGGGUGGUUUGUUUGUGUCUGUGUGUGUGUGUACAUUCUUCAGCCUUUGUCAUUUGUAAUGUAACGGUGUGUGGAGCCAAAUAUGUGAUAGGAAUGCAUGACUUGUACAUUUCCUAUCUUUGGACCAGAGGUUUUUGUUCGUGUGGAGAAGCCAACUACACACUGCACCUAAAUCCAGAAAGCAUGGGUUUAUAUAUUCCCCUCUUAAAAUCUAAUAUACACGAGGAGUUUGUGUUCAUGGAUUUGAAUAAUUCACAGGUUUUUGGUACAUAACAAAAAGACAACAAGAGUUUUGUUACACAUUACAUGUAAUAUAGCAAUUAGAGGGUACCAAGAUCUUUAUCGUUUUUCAGAAUUUUGUUUUUGUCUA